AUGCAGACGCGCCAGGGCGUGUGCCAACAGCAGCAAGAGAAGCAAGAAGAACAACAGCAGCAGUGCGAACACCGCUGUUUGGUUGGGCACGAUGACCACGCCAAGGAGCGCAAGAUGCGCACCGAGGCCGAAUGGAUCAUGGAGCGCGCCGUGAUACGCCGCAUGUGCCAUGUGCUCGUGGUACUGUGCUUGAGCGACGACACCUUUGACCCCGUUCACCAUGUGCUCCACAUCGAUACCGAUAAUGCGGUCUUGCGCUGCGCACUCCAUAAUGCAGCACGCGAGACCGGCAUAUGGGGGCUAGCCGCUAAUUCGGCCCGCGAGCUCGCGCUGGACAAAGCCGAACAAGCCGCGGCACGCCUGCUCGGCGUUGAGUGGCACAUUGCCGAGCGAUGUCUGGCCGACUGUCUCGCCGAGACCAAAACACCAGCGACACCAGCGGCGCCUGGUUCUUGA
Molecule: messenger RNA, 456 nt
Organism: Acanthamoeba castellanii str. Neff
Lineage: Eukaryota; Discosea; Longamoebia; Acanthamoebidae
Exons: 1
Coding region: 1-456 (151 amino acids)
Source: RefSeq, a predicted model, not a curated record